UUUAAUUUUUGAAACCUCGCUGAGAUAAAAUCGCUCCAGCUUUAAGUACCUCAAUUUUUAUCUCAGUCGUGCCGCACUCAAAACCGGUCAAAAUACUCAAAAAAUCCCAAAAUAAAACCAAUCCUCACUCGAGUAAGUCCAAUCAGAAUGAUGCGAAAUUUGAUAACAAUCGCCCUGUGCGCGAUUUGCUUCGGCCAGGCGUAUGCAGCUACAGACAAGAUAAUUUGUUACUACGCCAGUUGGGCUGUGACCCGUGAGGGCAAUGGUAAAUUCGUCCCAGAGGACAUCGACCCAACCCUUUGCACCCACAUCAACUAUGCCUUCGCUGGGUUAAACUCGGACGGUACCAUCAAAGUCGAAGACGAAGAAAACAACGUCAAGCAAGGGGGUUUUAAACGCGUCAGCGAUUUGAAAAAAAUCAACCCGAAUCUGAAAGUGUUGCUAAGUCUGGGAGGGGCAGCUGCUGGGACAGACGCCUUCAUUUCGAUCUCACAAGACGCCCAGAAGCAGCAAGCCAUGGCGAAAAGCGCGAUCGAGUUUUUCCAAACUUAUAAUUUUGAUGGGUUGGACGUGGACUGGGAGUACCCAUAUGGUAAAGAAGCCUUCAAUGCUCUUUUAACCGCUUUGAGCGAGGCUUUCAAACCUGGGGGCUACCUCCUGACGGCUGCGGUCAACUCAAUCCCGUCAGAAGUUGGCGGUUAUGACAUACCAACAAUGUCCAAGGUUUUGGACUUAAUUAACAUCAUGACUUAUGAUUUCCACGCCAUGUGGGUUGGCUACACUGCCGAAAACUCCCCGCUUUACGGCGGAGUGAACGAAAGCGAUUGGAUGCGUGAAAAUCGCAACACCGACGGUGCCAUCACCCAAUGGGUCAAUGGUGGUGCGGACCCACAGAAGGUCGUGCUAGGGAUCGCCUUCUACGGGCACUCUUACAUCCUAACAAACCCAGGAGACCAUGGCUUGAAUGCGCCAUCAAGUGCGCCGGGAAAUCCAGGACCGUACACCGAUAAUUUAGGGACUUUGGGCUAUAACGAGAUUUGUGAGUUUCACAAGAGUGGGACUGUGGAGUUUCUGGAUGAUAUGAAUGUACCCUAUUUGUACGAUGGCGAUUUUUGGAUCGGUUACGACAAUGAAGAGUCGAUCAAAUACAAGGUCCAAUACGCGAAAGAGAAGAAUUUGGCCGGGGUUUUCGUGUGGUCGAUUGAAACCGACGAUAUGCACGAGUUUUGUGGCGAGAAGAACGGACUUUUGAAGGCUGUUAAUAAAGAAAUGAAAUAAUAAAAAGUUGAUUUCAAAA
This is a messenger RNA of Tribolium castaneum (red flour beetle), 1297 nucleotides long. RefSeq names its product acidic mammalian chitinase-like. The record is from RefSeq and is a predicted model, not a curated record. Gene Ontology annotation, cellular component: extracellular region. The coding region runs from base 148 to 1278 and encodes 376 amino acids. The transcript has 5 exons. Gene Ontology annotation, molecular function: chitinase activity; chitin binding. NCBI's taxonomy places the organism in Eukaryota, Metazoa, Arthropoda, Insecta, Coleoptera, Tenebrionidae. Gene Ontology annotation, biological process: carbohydrate metabolic process; chitin catabolic process.